AAGGCGUGCACCCACGGUCUGUCUGGUUUACCAAGUCUUCUUCUCCGCUCUUCUGCUCCGUGACAGGUUGACUUUUCCUCUGCAGCCAGCACCGGAUCCUGCACCACUAGGGAACUCGAAAUCAAUAAUGACCUCUUGACCUCUCAUCUUCGCCGUCCAUCGGGCGGGUAUUAUCCUAUUAUCUAUUCUUGACUCACCACCACAAGUGGCUUACUCCGUACAGGCGAUGCCUCUUCAGCUGUACCAGCUGCAGAGAGCCGGGGAAAAUGUUCCAUCAAUUAUCUCCUCAUUAUCAACACGAUCAUCAACUGCCUCAUCUCCUAUUACCACCAUCAAUAUCAACAGGUACGUGCUUUCAGGCUCUUUGACACGGGAGACUGGCGUCAUCGGUGGCCCUGUGCCCGGCUCCCGUCGAUGCGUACAUUUCGACGUCACUCUUCGCUACCUACCACUUUUCAGAGAGAAAUUGCUAACCGAUAGGUGUCUCCAGUCCUACUUUAUUAUGCUUCCUGUAUUUCUUCUCCAGUCCAAGUUCUCAGCACUGCAAAGAGAGACCAAACCGCCCCAACCUCUUCCAGUUGGCUCUCGGCUUGCCAUCAUCUACAACCACCCAAAGGACGGCCAACUCGGCGAUCUCUUGUACAAGAUGGUCAUUCGAUCAACUUCCAACCCAUAUGGGGGGCAUAGUUAUGUCUCUGACGAUCCUUCCGAUUUCCACCCCAUAUCGCGUCCACGGACAGCAUGUCCCACCUUCAGCACAACUCUCAAGACUUCCCUACUGUCUCCAGGGCUGCUGUUGCAUUCCACUCUUCUCCCGUCACUGGCGUUGAACUCCUCUCUUGCAAGCAUAUCAUACACUGUGGCUCGGCUCACCAACCGCUUGGAAGCCAAAGACCUGAUCUGGCCCCUCGGUCCCCUCCUCAACGCAUGGUGGUCCGCCGUGUUUCGGCAUCAAUUUGCACACCACCCAGUUUCCCUCUUUUCCGCUUACAAGGCCCUCGCUCGCCCUGAGAAGCUUGUUUUGACUGGAGUGACUCUGUGGGGAGGCAGACUCUUUUACCGGGUGCUCUCCCGGAUGCUCAAGAGGGAGAAGGGUCGUGACAAGCCCGCCUACGAGUCGCUCAAGCGUCAGCAUGGCUUCAGCUGGAACAAGAUCUGGUGGAAGAAGUUUGUGCCCGAGAUUGGCUGGUUGACCCUCAUCAGCCUUCCUGUCGUCACACCUUUCAGACUGGGAUACUACUCAGGCGCAGUGAUCCAGCAGUCGCUGACGUCAAUCACACAGAAGGGCUGGGCUCAAGCCUUGUCAGUCGGCUUGUUUACUAUGGGUCUCAGCAUGGAAGUCUUGGCCGAUUGGCAGUUGGACCGAUUCAAGAUGGGCAAGGGAAUUGGAAUUGGCCCUGGCACCAGGAGCCGAGCGGGUAGUCUGGAGAAAGAAAAUGGAAAUGGCGUCAAGUUUACCCAGCCAGGUUGGACUGUCGAGACAGGAGUGAAUGGACGCAGAGUUUCCAUCAGCAGAGAGAGGGAGAACCGUGAAGAGAAGAUUUGCAAGGAAGGGGUUUGGGGUAUUGUGAGACAUCCCAACUAUCUCGGCGACGCCCUCGUCCACCUGUCGUUUCCACUCAUGCUCUAUGCGUCCGACCUCCUCACUCCGAUCGCCAUGCUUGGUCCUCUGGCGAACUACCUCUACCUUCGAUGUGUCGGCGGCGACAAGACCGACGAGUACACGCGAACCAGACGAUACUCAUCUGAGGACGUCAGCAAGAAGAUCGAGUUCGACCGCUACCGUCGAGAGCGAAACAGCUUCUGGCCGGACAAGGGCCAGAUUCACAAUAAGUGGACAUGGAUCGUGGUCGGCUGUGGCGUGGCGGGCGCACUGAUCGAGAGACUAAUCAUGGGUGUUGUUUGACUUCAGGCUUUGUGCCAGUCAUGGUGUUCAGGCGGUCUCGAGGCAACAAUCUUCACUGCGAAUUCGGGCAGCAGCAUUUUCAGGCGUUGAGGCUUGGAUUAUUGGCGUACGGCAUCUUUCAUCAUUCGCAACUAUUCUCAUUAUCCUCCUCCUCCGGCGACCCCUUUUGACUUGGUUCCGUAGACCAUCCUCGGGCCACCUCAAGCCUUGGUUACGUCCACCGUCCUGGUCGAUCUCAACCGUUGGUCAGACUAUGUCAUUGCCAAUGUUCCAGGCUGCUCUCUGGUUGGCGACCACCACGACACUUUGCCUCGAGACCUACGGCAGCUCUUUCACCGACACUACCACUUCCAUAUCACCAUCGCUGUUGGCAUCGUUACCGUGCAGCUGCUACAAAAUUUGCCUUGUCAUGUGUAUCAAGUGCCUCUCUGUCGCAGCCACGUGCUCCUUCCUCCGCUAGGCAGAACCUGUACUACCUAGUCCGACAUUGUCCCAGAAGGUAGCCCCGACAGCUUGGCUAGGCCACGCCUGUUCACAAAGUCGAUGGGACUAAACACGCUCAGCCCCAGCCCAAGCCAUUCCAGCCAUCGACUCUGUCGUGAACCCACACUGCCGUCUAGAAUGGCACUUGCUACAACGACAAGGAGCCUCAGAAGGCACGGCACACUCAGCUCGUGCGUAGCAACCAUGCCGUUUGCCAUCAACAAUCUCGAAUCUCUCUGUCGGCAGUCAAGAAGUCAGAAGUCCAAGCUAUGUUGAUCGGCCUUGUCAAUGUUUGGUGGACGGGUGGACUUCCAGGCUUGUUUGUCCGGCAGGCUUGUCCCCCCCCCCAAUCCUGUCCCCAGCCAUAUCCCAUGUCAAGGCCAAUUAUGACAACCGUCACGGAAGGCGCCACUUCGAAGGUUAACCCGAGCCUUUGCGCUUUCUGUUAGACAUUUUUGUCGCUUUCUGAUGAGAUUCAAGGCCUCGAGUGACCGGACCGGGCGAUACUUGCUCAGUCGCUGUCGCCCUGAAUAUGUCAAACAGUAGCUGCCAGAAGGACUUCUGGCUGCUUGUGUCCAGUGUUUUUGCUUCCCAACCGAGCUUGUCGGUCGCGACCAAGUGCUGGAACACGACAGAUGCGGCCAGAUGAGACACAGAACCUGCUUCUUGCCUCCCCUUCACCUCGGCUUCGACAACUUUGGUUCUUUUAUCUGCUCAAUGACAGCACAGGGAUAGUCAUUACUUCGCCACCGCCAGGGCAGCACAAUAUACUUUUGCAGCAGCGUAUCGUACUACAGAUUUACCGGCCUGCUUUCAAGUUCAUGCCUUGCUUCAGCACCCACGCAGCAAUUACAGGGCACAGUCGAGCAAUCACUGUUCAGGCUGACCCCACCAGCGCAGUAUUAGUGCCAUGAAUGAUUAUCCGAAUUCCUUCGCUUUCCAUCUGUUGGUCUUUGCGAAGGGUCCCUCACAACGGACGUGACCGCUGCCCAAACCGCCCUUCACCACUGGCGCCUGAGAUAUCCAACAGCUGCAGCAAUGCUGGCUCCUGUGGUAUAUAUGUUACAGUGUCGGUACCACCACGGUGUCGACAACAGGACCAUUUCGAAGGUCCUCACAGCCAGUACGCCUGCGGACAUUUUCUACUCCUCUUCAUUAUUCGAGAUGUAUCCUUACCGACCCACUCACAUCUACCGCUCCCAGGUGGUACAAGGCAAGCUAACGGCCCCAUGGGCGCCAACGUUCGACACGAGCUGAAGUUGGCCGUGGCUUGUCACCAGGGUAGCUAAGAAAAUGAGUUGAGAUGAGAUGACCCUCAUCUUAUCACCCCAUGGAUCCAGGCCUUCGGCUCAUC
Molecule: messenger RNA, 3743 nt
Organism: Podospora pseudopauciseta
Lineage: Eukaryota; Fungi; Ascomycota; Sordariomycetes; Sordariales; Podosporaceae
Exons: 2
Coding region: 227-1906 (559 amino acids)
Cellular component (GO): membrane
Source: RefSeq, a predicted model, not a curated record